Messenger RNA from Triplophysa dalaica, 2043 nucleotides. It is a transcript of the gene rab40b, whose product is annotated as RAB40B, member RAS oncogene family. The record is from RefSeq and is a predicted model, not a curated record. The transcript is spliced from 6 exons. Gene Ontology annotation, biological process: protein localization to plasma membrane; intracellular signal transduction. Gene Ontology annotation, cellular component: synaptic vesicle; plasma membrane; endosome. NCBI's taxonomy places the organism in Eukaryota, Metazoa, Chordata, Actinopteri, Cypriniformes, Nemacheilidae. The coding region runs from base 399 to 1259 and encodes 286 amino acids. Gene Ontology annotation, molecular function: GTPase activity; GTP binding.
GCGAGUGAUCGUGGCAGAAUGGCUCAAUGGAUCAUGUUUGCGCGAAAGGGAAGAUUGACAAAACCUCGAUAGUGCACGCAGUGACAGGAGUUUAAUGAAGACAAAUGUUUCUUUUGUUGUUUCGCAAAUAUAAACAGCUACAUUUAGGAAGUUGCGCGGCUUAUGUUACCAUACUGUAAACAUGUCUUUAUUUAUCUCCUAACGUGACGCAACAGCAUCAGGAUCCACAACCAGGAUUUUUGAACAAUAGGACAGCUUUAGUGACGUAAUGGACUUGAGAAUUUAAACGCAGGGAAGCUUUAUGAAGAAUAAACAUUUUUUUUUAAAUCAAAUGUAUUGUUUGCUGGCACUGGUGGUCUAAGAUCUGUUACAACAAGUCCAUUACAUGAUGUACCAGAAUGGGUCAUCGGGCUGAUGUGAACAUGAACCACAGGAGCAGUCCAGCAAAAGCUUAUGAUUUCCUUCUGAAAUUCCUGCUGGUCGGAGACAGUGAUGUGGGGAAAGGGGAAAUACUGGCCAGUCUACAGGAUGGGUCCAGUGAAUCACCCUAUGGAUAUAAUAUGGGAAUUGACUACAAGACAACUACAAUAUUGCUUGAUGGACGCAGAGUCAAGCUCCAGCUUUGGGACACCUCAGGACAAGGAAGAUUCUGCACUAUAUUCCGCUCGUAUUCCAGAGGGGCACAGGGUGUUAUCCUUGUAUAUGACAUCACAAACCGGUGGUCCUUUGAUGGCAUCGACAGAUGGAUUAAAGAGAUUGAUGAGCAUGCACCAGGUGUACCCAAGAUCCUGGUGGGGAACAGACUUCACUUGGCCUAUAAGCGUCAGGUGACCACCGAGCAUGCCCAGGCCUUUGCAGAGCGACUGGGCGUCACAUUCUUCGAAGUCAGCCCUCUCUGUAACUUCAACAUUACAGAGUCCUUCACUGAGUUGGCUCGGAUUGUGCUCAUGAGGCAUGGUAUGGAGCGACUUUGGAGACCCAAUAAAGUGUUGAGUCUGCAGGACCUGUGCUGCCGUUCCAUCGUGUCCUGCACCCCGGUGCACCUCGUGGACAAACUUCCCCUUCCUGUUGCCUUAAAAUGCCACCUAAAGUCCUUCUCCAUGGCCAACGGUCUCAAUGCCAGGAUGAUGCACGGCCGUUCCUACUCGGUCAUAGCCAGCAACGCUAAAAAGAGAAACGGAACCAAAAAAUCCAAACUCAUCUAUCCACCACUGAGCCCGUCCCAGAACUGCGCACAAACAAGCUGCAAGAUUUCAUAGUUCAAUGCAGUUUGUGUACUUAUAAUUCACACACUUAAAAUGCAGUUUAAACAAGGAGCUAGAGUCGAAAUACCGCCACAGUCUCACAAUAAAUAACAAUCCGGAGAAUUGUGGCUAUGUGAUCAAAUAUAUCAAGUGAUUUGUUCACUAUGUGGGUUUGUUUAAACAUGUCGUCCUGGACAUAUUAUCCAGUGGUUGCUAAAAGACAGAUGUAAAAGUAAGGAUCUGUUUUUAAGUGUUGCCAAGCCUUUAUAAUGCUUUGCAUUGUUUAAAUAAAUGUACAAGUUAAUUAUGUCUUGUAAAUGUAUUGAAACUUGAUUGUACUGCAUUUUCUUGUCGAGAACUCUUUUGCUACUGAACCUGGACCAAGCCAACAGAAACAGAGGGGCUUUUGCGUUUUAUGAUCGCUUCACUUUCAAAAAGGACCUUACUGAAGAUAAUACCAGCUUCAUUUCCUUUAAUACUUUUCUUCGGACACUUUUCAGGGGUUUUGAGUGAAACUUCAAGGUUGACACACACUGCUCUUUGUACUUUGUACAUAAUUUGUUUUGUUUGAUACUAUGUUGUUGGAAUUCCUAAUUGUUGUGAUAUACUUGAUAUGUUGCCAAUAUUGUAAUUUUAUGGGACACACACCAAAGACACAGGAGAUUAAAAUGUGGCCUCAUUUGUCGCAUUGAAAACAACACUAUUAUUUCAGAUAUACACCAAGCAAACACAAUUUCUAACAUGCUAUCAUGUCAGGUUUUAAAAUAAAGAUCAAUGAUGAAACCACGUGGUCAUUUUG